Molecule: messenger RNA, 2157 nt
Organism: Arctia plantaginis
Lineage: Eukaryota; Metazoa; Arthropoda; Insecta; Lepidoptera; Erebidae
Source: the annotation of a GenBank genome assembly
AUGGAGAUAAUUGACGAUUUGCCGAUGAAAAUGAAUCUGGAACAAUAUUUGACUGUAUUGGAAAAGACAGUAAAUUUUGUAAGUCUUCAUAAAAAUCUUGCGGACUUGAAUGUAUGUUUUGGCAUAUAUUUAAUCAACGAAUCCUGCACCUGCACAAAUACUUUUGUUUUAGUGAAUUUAAGAAGAACGGUGCAGUUGAAGGGACGCAAUUUACCUCUCCGAAAACAAGUUCGUUUGGAGCGCUUAAUAAAGUUAAAUGAUGAAAUCAUAGAUUACUUUGCAGAGAAAGCUGUUAAACACCUAGAAAAACACACUGACACAGAAAAAGGCCACAUUGGCUUGUUUCAUCUUUAUACUAACGAGACAACAUGGCCAAAUAAUCUGCCAUAUUUUAGUAUGGAUUUGCUAAAGAAAACACAUUACUACUCUAGAAAAAAACUCGAAGCUUUGUUCUUUAAGUGGAGUUUAUAUCUGAAAAAUGUGUACGGUGUAGAAGAUUCGCAAAAUCCGACUCCAGAUGAUCUAGAUAAUUGUCUAAAUCUGUUAGCUCAAAAUCCUGUCAACGACAACAUGGGAAAUAUCCACUGUCAAGUACGCUUUUCUUGCGCUAAUUUUGUGCUCAAUGGCGUUCAUUAUGGCUAUGGCAUUACACACAGAGUAUUAUUUUUGUUGGCGGCUCGUUUUUCACGGAGAUGUGUUUUGACAUCAGUGAAAGAAGACAAGCGAUUACUGGACAAGCUGUGCUCAAGGAUGUACAAUGAAGCCGAGUUCAUUGCGAAUCAUGAUUUUGGACUCCCAGACUUAAUCAUGGAACAAAUAAGUCUAUGUGCCCUUGAUGGUCAUGGUCAGUUCCUACGCCGAUCGUGGAUAGAAGAACUUCUGGAUUAUCAAACUGCAGCUGGAUGUUUCAACCUGAUGCGAACGGAUGGAAACAAUAGCGCCAUAAAAGUGGACAACAAUACUGGCUGGCAGUACCAUGUUCACGAUCAUAUGAUAUUCGGAGGGUCAUGUCACACUCGCUCCACUGCUGUCGGUGGAUCUAUGAUUGCGGCAGCUAUUAGUGUAUUCGUGACGAGUGUUUUAGCAGCGCGCGUAACUAGAUAUACUUACAAACAAGUGGCGAUCAUUCAUGAAUUGCCCACCGAUACUGACUUAGACAAAUAUAUGAGAGUGCUGGAGAAAGCAAUGUUCUUUGUUAAUAUACACAAGUAUUACGUAGACAUGCAUUUAAGUUUUGGAAUAUUUUUAACAAACGUGAAUAUACGAGCCAUGAUGAAGUAUCGAAUAUCGGAACCCGUACGAACUCGAUUGGGACAUUUAUUGUUAAACACGGAAGAUAUUUUAGAAUAUUUUUACAAAACUGUUCUAAAUCAUAAAAAAGAACAUCGAAUGAUGCUUUUGCCAAUUCUAAGUCUAUACAUGAAUGAGACGAUGUGGUUAUCUAAGUUGCGGAAGUUUAAUACAGACUUAUUGAAUGUAACUAAAUACUACUUCAGGAAGGACUUAGAAGAUCGCUUUUUAAAAUGGCCUAAAUACAUAGAAAGUAUAUCUGGCAAGAGAGAAGAUCCAAAUCCAACUAAUGAAGAGGAUUGUUUUAACCAACUUGCCCAAAAUCCCGUGAAUAAUAAUAGUGAACAAGCUGUUUGUCAUUUGCCUUUCUCGUGUAGCAAUUUUAUUCGACACGGUAGUGAUCAUGGCUACAACAUGAAAAACAGGUUAUUAAUGGUUAUAGCGGCUGAAUUUGCACGCGAUUGCGCCAUUGGACUUAAUAAAGAAAACAAAGAGAUAAUGGAUGAACUUUGCGCUACGAUUUAUAACGAAGCUGAAUAUAUUGCGUAUCAUGACUUCCGUGAAGCAAGUUUGAUUAUGGAGCAAAUUGCCCUUUGCAGUCUAUUGGGUCACGCUCAGUUUAUGCGAGUGUCUUGGAUAGAUGAGCUUAUGGAUUUCCAAACUGCAGUUGGUUGUUUCAAUAUCGAGAGGCCUGAUAAAGAUAAUACUCUAGUGAAAGCAUGGGGUGAUGAGGUGGAAGAUUGGCAGUUUAUGAGAACAAAGCCUUCGAUCUGGGCUGGCACCUGCUUUACACACAUCACGGGUUCUGGAAUGGCUGUGUUAGUUGCUGCUAUUAGAUUUAUUGUUGAAACUUUCCAUUCUAGUUGA